Orbicella faveolata is the source of this 5711-nucleotide messenger RNA. RefSeq names its product octopamine receptor beta-2R-like. Gene Ontology annotation, biological process: adenylate cyclase-activating adrenergic receptor signaling pathway; positive regulation of MAPK cascade. Gene Ontology annotation, cellular component: plasma membrane. The record is from RefSeq and is a predicted model, not a curated record. NCBI's taxonomy places the organism in Eukaryota, Metazoa, Cnidaria, Anthozoa, Scleractinia, Merulinidae. Gene Ontology annotation, molecular function: G protein-coupled receptor activity.
CCAGACUUACAACUUUGGUGGUCAGUGGCCAAGAUCAGGAAGAAAAACAUUUUCAUGAAAAAAGAGUAAAACUAAUAAUAAAAAUAAUAAUAACUUUUGGAACAGCCAGAGGCAUCGCAAAAUCUGAAAUUAGAAAACAACAGAAGCGACAGGGAAGGGAUGUGCGUGCGUCCAUUGCAGAAAAAAUCAAUACGUAUUUACGUAUUUAUCCAAGUGCUACACAAACGCAAGGGAAAUGGAAAAAAAACAUAAUGAUUUUUUCAGCAAAAACCUUUUUCCCAUCUGCUAGAAGACAUCAACACUAUCUAUUCAUAUCGCUUUAUUUUUCUGCCGCAUUUUAUUGCAUAUUCAACCAAAAUCAGGAUGUAAUCUUUCCAGAAAACGACCAGCUACCCCCAACUGCGUUCGAUUACAUUCCCACGAGAGUCACUCCUGUACGAAUGCGAAAUUGAUCUGAAAACGAUUCCUUCCUCCACCGGAACCGAUUUACAAAUGGAAAGCAAUUAAGUCAUUAAAAAGAGGUUUCGCUUCAUAAAACUUUCAACCAUCACAAAGGGCGCCAGAUAAUAAUGUAUAAAUUAAUGAGUGUAAAGCUUUUAAAAACAGCUCGGUGAAGUACACUUAGUUAAAAUACGUUGACAGGUUAUGUGAUAUCAUCGGCCGAGUUAUUCGGUUGCAGAUAGUUUCUACGUAAAAUCCAAGUUUAUUCACAACAAGCUGUCGAGUACUUGAUCAGGAGACAAACUGAAGCCCGGUGAGCAAAGCAUUUAUUUUCAUUUCCCUUCGACCUUUGCUAAGUCAUAGCGGUUUUAAGAAAGACACAAGCGUAAUCCGAAAAGCUUUUACAUUUGGAUUUUAUUCACAGAUUUCUAGUUGCGUUUACGAACAAGUUUUACUCUUUGUCUCUUGUGAGGUCAAGAGAAGCCAAGUGUUGAAUUUGCUCACAAUUUUGUGCCUGAAUAAAUUUGUCGAACAAAGAAGCAAAGAUCAUUCAGGGCAGGAUAAAGCAUGAUAAUUUUAUCACGUCCGAGUUCCUUUUAUGUACUUAUUAAAGUCCUUUUCGGUAAAGCGCUUUACAUCUCGUUGGGACAUCUUUUUUAAAUUUAUCUACCACUAAUUUCUGACGUCUUCUUCAUUUAUGGUAAAUUCUUUGACAUUACUUUAAGUUGUAGACAGAAAACAUACGUUAUAUGCCGGCCAAAUGGUGACUUCAAAGUUGUGAUUACUCUCGCCGAGUCGAAUAAAUUUUCAGUUCAGGGGAGUGAAUGGCUGUCCAAACUUCAUAAAACACUUUACUUAAAUAUGCCACUCUGGUCAUAUUCAUGCUCUAAAAAACAUAUUGGGAGGCCAUAAAUGACAGGUAAAAUAUUUAAUAUUGAAAGGUGACGAGGGGUUAAAUCUAUAUAUAUACAGAAGACUGAUAUUAAUGACCUAAAUUUUUAAAGGCAAUCGUUUGCAUUUUGUGCAGGUUUUAAUUAACUGAUCUACGCCUGAAUGCCCGCGUAUCAUUUAGGUUCCCUUCGCAGAGCAUUGAAGUCGAUUUCUUGAAAGGUUAACUUAUGGACUUUUCUCUGGAUAUAUUGACUGAGGAAGGACGAUUUUAAACCUCACGGAGGGUAAAUUUUGUUACUGAUUUUUUCCCUUUAAUUUACCCUUUGGUCAAUCGCGGCGUUAAGCUUAAAUUCAUGAUUUGCUGCCUGUCAGUUCAGAUCUUUACGUGAAGUCGGUUUAUAAACGAGACAAAGUGAUGAAUUUCUGUCGGUUGUGAUGUCCAUAAGAUUUCACAUUGUAAGCUCUGGGCAUUUUUGGCUCGCAGAUAUCUGCCGAGGAAAAGAAGGGGCACUUCUGGUGAAUACGUUUUUCUUAGAAGGGUGACGAUCGACUUUACGUCCAUCACUUGGAGUUUCAUUCUUGAGGUCAUUCCGAGCGUGAGGGACCUUUUACAGCACCAACGUAUAAAACAAGAUAGAAACUUAUGCUGGCUUAUGAAGACAGAAAGGGCUGAAACAACGCCAGAUCAUACCAGCUAGAGAACACAUCACCCAGGCUAGAAGCGGGCAGAAGUAAUCGAUACCCGUGACAAAAAGAGCUAAUCGACAUCAAAUACUUCAACGCGAUCACAGACAUUGAUAUGAAGACGUCAAAGCACAUGGAACAAUUAAUUUAAUAACCAGAGGCACGCUAACCAUCAACCCGAGUGUUUACACAGCCUGUAAUUCUGUUAUUUGCAUUUGAAGAGUGUUUGAAUCGGACUAAAGGCCGCUUUGUAAGUAAACGGUGACACACACAAGUCCAUUAGCACCGACUACCGUGAAACAGGCCGCGCACGUCUUGGAGAUAACCCGUCACUGGAGUUCAAGCAGAGAGACAUUGAUAAAACAAAGCAUUUCGUGUAGCUUAAUUCCAACGUGAUAACGGCCACUUGAAACAGGGCAGGCGGGCUACAAACUUGCUAAAGCCUUGACGAUUUAAACCAGUUUCCCGUGCAAGACAAUUAAUGAGAGACCAUUGCCAUACGUAACACUUUCAAAAUGGAUGGAAACGACACAACACGGAGCAAUGUAACUACUGAUGGCCUCGACACACUUAGUUCUCCCAUUUUUGACAAAAUCUUUAGAAUUCUAAUCGUUUCUAUCAUAAUCCUCGUCAUUGUUGCAGCAGUCUGUGGAAAUCUACUCGUGUGCGCGGCUAUUUUACUCAAUAAGCGCCUUCGAAAGACCACCAACUACUUCAUAUUCUCUCUGGCCAUCUCCGAUCUCAUGACAGCCUUUUUCUCCAUGCCAUUUGACGUGGAAGUUCUGUUACAUCCAUACCAAUGGAGCGGCGGUGAGUUCUUGUGCAACUUUUGGACCUUCAUGUACCUCAUAGCCGCACCAACUUCAAUGCUCAACCUUAUGGCGGUGAGCUUGGACCGAUACCUUGCCAUUAGCACGCCGCUAAGAUAUUACACCGUAAUGAAACCCAAGGUAGCCUUGUUGAUUAUAGCUAUAAUCUGGCUUUAUUCGCUUACGUUUACCACCGCUGGGAUGGUCCGUUGGCCCUAUUACGAGAGUAGUGUGAUAAAUGCACUGUGUUAUUUUAAUAUUAACCCGUACUACUCCGUGGUUAGCUCGGCGGUAAAUUUUCUUUUACCAACGAUGAUCAUGUGCGUGAUUUAUUACCAAAUCUACAAGAUUGCCAGCGCGCAUGCCCAGCGCAUCGCAAAGCAAGAAGUUCCAACCUCUGUGGCGUCCAACUCUAAUGAAGACUCUGCUACCAUGACUUCUGAGAAGAAACGAAUUAAAAGAAACAUCAAGGCGGCCAAGACCAUUGCCAUCAUAGUUUCCACUUUUCUGCUAUGCUGGAUUCCGCUAACUCUUACUUCCACGGUUGGUGCCCUUUGUAGAGAAUGUUUGAUAGUAAAUGCUGAAUUAUGGACGGGAUUUAUGGUGUUAGCGUACAUGAACUCUGCAAUGAAUCCCAUAUUGUACUCAUUCUUCAACCAGCAAUUCCGUGAAUCCUUCAAAAAGCUCUUUAAACUACAGUUUACAUUUCGCUAGAUCCCCUCAGUGGUCUUGUUGCUACACAAGUUUAGGUAAUGCACCACUGUAGAAAAGGAUUAGGUCGACAUAAAGCUAUCUUUAACAAAAUUCCUUGUUGUCUUUGACAACAGAAAUUUACUUAGAAAGUUCAAAAGGCAGCAGAACUGACAUUUUAACAUGGAAAAUAUCUAUGGGGAUAAUUGAAAAAAAUUUGCUACAGAAAAUUACCAUAACUAAGCCGACGAGCUAAAACGAUAACAAGUAUAUUAAUUAAUUCCGUACGAGAGGUCACCGGAAACCUAAAAGACUUAAUUGGAAAGAAGAUUUGAAGUUGGAAUGAUACGAUUAUCAUCGCACAAAACCACUCAUCCGGUCGAGUGAAACAAUACAGAGGGCUUUUUGGCACCAAACGUGCAUUCUGAAUGGUUUAAAUUAACGUUGGUUAUGUUAACUAUGGCUAUUUUAUGUAAUUAAGAAAUGUUUAAUAUGUAAAUACUGUAUGCCUGUAUGGAUCACUUCAAGGAUGUUUAUAUUAAGGCAUGCGUGAGCGAGGUCCAAACCAAAGGCUUCUUUUGUCAAGGGAAAAAAGAGAUAACUAGUCAAAGCAAACAUAAAAAGAUAAUUAAAAUUGAAAGUUCACGUUACUGGGCGUUGCUCAUUUCAGUUAUUGCUUAUUAGAAUGAAAACAAAGUUGGCAUUUAAUUCGGUCAGUGUUGUUACCACCCACUUCGAACCAAGUCAGUUGUUCCCGCCGGCUGCCAGUUAAAAGUUCUUUCGCCGGUGUUCUAUAUUCUUUUCUUGUCUCGCUUGGUAUAUGUAAAGAUUGACGAUGUGAUAGACAUACAACUUAAAAGCUGAAAGAGGCGUCUUUCAGUCUAAAUCAUAAUCUACUGCUUCAAAAACCAGUUGUCACAACACCUUGCGGAGAAAAAGCAGACGGAUAAUGUCCCCGGCGAAAAGGAAUUAAACAUCUUUCAAGAUGUUCAUUACUUUUGAUGGAAAAGUAAACAAAUUCAAUUGUUUAACUCUUGUAAAAGUUAUUGGAGUCACGAAAUCGUGAUAUCAUACCGGCCAAAUAAACAGAAAUUUCCUCCCUAACCGCAAGUAGGGCGUAUAAGAAACGAGCCGGUGAAACUCAAAGCAGCUGGUAUUGUUUCAAAAUUUUAAUAAGGUAGAGACGUGCUGUAAUGCACGGUAUUCCUAUCGUCCGACAGUAAAAAGAUCUGUCUGUCAGGAAAUAAUUUAAUUGCACGUUUUCGACACUUAACUUGACACGGAUUCAAUACCAAAUCCAAAUUAUUAAUUUGAAAGGAAACCGUCAACAGCCAAAUCAACUCAGUAUAAUCAGCUCAAAAAGACACUGCGACUUCCACAAACUACCUCGAAACUCACGUGUAUAAAGAACAAAAUCAUUUUAGGGAAGAGGAAAAGCGUGGGGGACCGGGGUGAUAGGGAGGUACAUGGAACACGGGCUACGAAACUGCCGACUUCUGCUCGGUUCUUUGGGCAAAAAAUGAAUUUUUGGGCAGUGGUCUGUUCUUGGCAAUAUUUUUGAGUAGUUUUGAACUUAAAAGUUUACGAAGAAUAUCUUUCAAAACAGAUCCUAAAAUCGAAUGCACCCCAGCCCUUAAGAUGUUCUUAAGUGUUGGAAAACACGAAACAUAGCAAAAUGGUCAGUGGCAGAGGACCUCGGAGUGACAGCACUGAUUGUGCGCGGUCCUCUGAACGGAUUCCUCAGUAGUUCUACUUGUAUGACAGCUAGUGUAACCCAGGCUAAGCUCAAGCUAGCUGGUUCAUUACCUUCUCUAGUUUCAUUGCUUUGUGUCUAGGCCAUUAGUAAAUGUGUUUAUCUGUCUAUGUUUUAAUGAAGCUGACAAUGAAAAACAGAGAGGCAUACCGAGGCGCUAUGACGACCUUAGGUAGCGCUGACCCCACAUAAGGGAAUGAUACCCGGCAAUUAGAUCUGGAAGGGAUAUCAAAUGCAAGGAACUGCAUAAAUUAAGUAGUUAACUGCCAUGCUGCCAUCAAACAUAUGGAAAUAUAUAUAUACUGCUUGAACUUGAAUAGAAUAAACCUUUGAGAGCGCUCAACCCUGAAAUAUAUAUAUAUAUAUAUUUUUCAAUCAGACUAUAAAAGAAUAUAGCAAUGUGACUUCUACUCGACCAUUCAGUAUUUUCGCAAAACUAAAAU